ACUUUGUUUCCCAGUUGCAAAUAAUUCAAGGGAGGAAGAACACGAAUUUAACAAACUUUCAACUUGUGACAGGUUUCUUUUCCAUUGUUUUCUUCUGUUUGAUUUUGAAAAAGGAAAGUUUAUUUUACUUUUUUAGUUGGAAAUCUUUAGCAUUUGGAAAUCUGAAAGAAUGCGGAUUAAGUAAUUCAAGGUUUAAUUAGAUAGUUAAGUGGUAGAAAGGGUUAGUUUAGGACAUGUUUUUAUUACGGGUAAGGAGAGGCAGUGUUGGUGGGGGGAAGAGGACUGAUUUUUUUGUGGGGGUGGUGGGAGUGGUUGUGUGUUUUGUGGUGUUAAAUAGUUUUGUGGUGGUGGAUGGGAGGCAUAUUUCCUUAAAGAAAUUGCAUCGUCCGAGAGGAGAAAGAAUUACGGAGGAUUCCGUGACAGUGGAAGCCGUUCCCCCCACCACGUUGGACUCGUCGACGACCCUCCUCCGCGCCGGGUAUGCGUCUCACCUCCGCCAAAACUUGAAAAAAGCCUUCGCCCUCCAACUUUUACAUCAAGCUCAACAAAGAAACACGAAUAAAAACCAUUCGCCCACCAGUGACGAAUUUAUUUCGAGAAAAACCAAAAAAUUGAAGAAAAUCAAGAAAAAUCAGCAAAAUUCGUCCAAAUUUCGGGCCCACAUUCCAUUCUUACCGUUCGACGAUGACGAGGAUGACGAAACGUCCGGCGAAAAUGACGAAUCGUCAGAUGACGGAGGUUUUGAUGACGAGCAUAAUUUUGCAUCUUUCGACUUGGCCGUCACGCACCCCGAGGAAGACCCACAUUUUUACCAGGAACGGUACAAAACGGAUGGCGGCGGAAAUAAAAUUGGCGACAAGGCGCCGUAUUCCUUGGCGAAUUCGUACUUCGAUAAUGAAUAUCCGCUCUCCCAGUUGCAAGCGAUGGAAUGUGCGACACCGACGAAGUCGAAAGGAUAUUGUUCCACGUUCCGAGCCUGUGUUCCGAGCCUGUUUAAUGCGGAGGGUGACCUCGAAACGCCAGCGUUGGCGGAACUGGUCUCGAUGAGCAUUGGUUACUGCACGUCCGCCGUCCGAUCCGAUUUGGACGUUACGAAUCAGUUCUUGAAGAGGAAGGGUCACCGUUUCGCGACAGUGGCCAACCGAAUAAUUUGCUGUCCUGGCGUUCCCCCGCCGCCCGAAACUUCCGCGGAGGAUUCUUCCGCUGAAAAAUUUAACGAUUUUCUGGGCGGAAGUGACUCCUUCCUUGAACCAGAUGAGGAUAACGUCCCUCUUGAAGGCGUAUCUUCCCCUCCAAAUAAGGUCCCCGGGACUAAAAAGAAACCCGGGAACGGAACGAAUCCCGGCAUCUUUGUCGACUUGAAGGGCGAAUUCGUCGAAGAAAAUCCCGACACGGAGGCGGAAGUGUGGCACUCGGAGGAAGACUUAAAAGCCGCGAUGAAUAAAAAACCGGAAAAUGUUAUUCCAAUCGAAGCCUUAAUUCCGGAGGAUAAAUUGCCGUUUUAUGAUCCACACACGAACUCGUUUUCGAACCAGAUUUUGGAUAAAUUUGGGGACAAAAAUGGUCAAAAUUUGCCAAAUAAUGGGCAAAACUCGCAAAAUAGUGGGCAAAACUCGCAAAAUAAUGGGCAAAAUUCAUUAAAUAAUGGGCAAAACUCGCAAAAUAAUGGGCAAAACUCGCCAAGUAAUACCGAAAAUUCGCAAAAUAAUGCAGAAAAUUCGCAAAAUAAAGACUCUCAUGACUCCUCCCCACCACCUCCACCAAUAACCGAGCCAAACGACGAAUUCAUGCCGGAAGGAAGCAGUGACACUGAAUCCUCAACCGGAAGUAAUGGAUUUAUUCCCCCCCACGACGACGGAAUCAUGUCAUCAAAUGACCCCCCAGAUUUUGAAGGUCAACCGAUAAGUGACGAACUGACGACGACGGUGCGUUCUUCAUCACCCGGUGAGAAUUCCACCUUUAUAGAAAUUUUCCCCAAACCCGUGAAUGGUGCUAAUGGAAAAUUCACCUUGGAAAAAGGGGUCCACGUGCAACCUGCCGCGGCAAAUUCAAAAAUUCCUGCGCAAACCUCGGUCAAUAAUUUCGCCGAGAAUGUGGUCGACUCGAACAAAAUCCUGCUAGUCAGACCGACCAAGAAUAAACCCCAGCCGGAUGAAAAUUCGAGUCAAAAAGUGGAAAUUUUUGUGCAACAAACAACACAGACCGAUUUUCCCGACGAAAUUAAUACCCUGCAAAAUUUGCAUAAUGACGAUAAUUUGCAUAAUUAUGAUGACAACGAUGACGCCACAAGAACGACGACAGAUUUGUAUAACAAGUAUCAUCACGCCGAAGUAGAUGACACCUCCACGACGACUCGUUUCGUCGCAGAUUUUCCUACGACGACGCCAAAUUAUGGCGAAAUUGACGCCACGAAUGGUGCCGGCAAGAUAAGCCAUAGUGAUAACCACCACAAUUAUGAGAAUGAAGACGUCGGAAAUUAUUUGGCGGACACGAUAACAACGACUGUACCCCAGGGGGGAAAUCAAAAUAAUAAUUCCCCCGUCCCCCUUGGAGAAAAUAGUGCAGAUUUCCCUCCACAAACCACGACCCGUUAUUACAUAACGAAUAAUGUGGACGAGAAUGGUUACACCCCGACGGAAGAGAUUGACGGAAGUAAAGAAGCGACACUAGGUUAUUUGGAUGAUGAACAAAGCCAGAAGUUUCCGGAAACGACGACCCCGAUUUUUACUUCCGGUGGAGAAAGUGGUAUCGGAGAAGGAACGACAUUUAUUAGUUUGGUUAAUGACGGAGAAAGUGAAAUUGGUCACGAUAUUCCAGAAGACAUACGUUCAAAAGAACCGCCAUAUAAUUUGAAUGACCACGUGACCGGAAAUGAAAAUGGGAUCGGGGAUGAACAAAAUCAUCACUUAUUUCCGUCCAUAACUGAAAAAAAUAAAGAACCGCAGCAGAAUUUAAAUGACCACGUGGAAGAUAAAAACCUGCCCCAGAAUUUGAACGAGCACGUGACCGGAAAUGAAAACGGGAUAGAUAAUCAACAGUUAUUUCCGGUGGAUGCGGCGACACUUUCGCCGCAAAAUAACGAAAAUUCUUUGGAUAAUGGACCACCUUCUGUUUUCUCUUCGGAGAAACCAAUUUCCGGACCGGAAGUAAAUACCGGAAGUCAAGAAAUGACCGGAGGAAGUGCGGAACCUUCGAAAGAAGGGGAAACCCUGGAGGAAGGAAAUCAGUCGAUUUCCAACGAAUCGAAUGUUUCCGAUGAGGGCGUUAAACAGUUUGAAACCCCGAAAAUUUCGGUGAGUAAAGGACCCCAGAUAAAAAAUAACCCGGUAAAACAUCCUCCCCCCAUUCCGACGCCAUCACAGGAACCCGAAUUCGGUGGGGUUGGUCCGGGUGAAUCGGACUUUCAGAUUUUAUCGGCCUGUGCAACGCAAGAUUAUUACCGAUCACUGGAGGAGGACACGUAUCGACAGUAUCCGUAUUUAGCAACCAUUGUUGGGGGAUCUCGACCGUUUUGUAGCGGAAGUCUGAUUACAGAUAGACAUAUUUUAACAGCAUCCCAUUUUGUAUCGAAUAUCACGGUUGCGGAUGUGUUCCACAUGCGAGUUCACAUCGGGUACAAGACUGCCUUCGGAGGGCAGACCGAGGGACCCUUCGCGGUUCGAAAAGUCCUCAAAGUCAUUCGACAUAAAGGAUUCAGCUUUGAUAAAUUGCUCAAUGACGUCGCGAUUCUUUUGUUGGAUCGUCCCGUCCGCUUUUCCGAGGACAUUCAUCCCGUCUGUUUAUCCAAUAAUCCUACCUUAAACGCGAACGGGAUCGCGGAAGCGUUCGAAACGGGCUGGGUGGAGGAUCCGAUGGUGAAAACGAUCAGUUCGCACCACCCCUUCGUGGACCCCCAUGUCCAGAAAUACUUCAGUUUUGGGUACAAUAACGUGACCUGGACGUUGCAACAGUCCAUGGCCAGAGUGAAAACGAACGACGAUUGUCAAUCGAAUUACGAGUUUUUGGAAAAGAGUGGAAUCUACAUAACGGAUUCGAUGCUCUGCGCGGCCACGGAGGACGGAAAAUCCUGUUCUUUUAAAGGAAACUCUGGCGCACCUUUGUUCAUCAUGCGGGACGGGAAACCAAUCCAGCUCGGCCUCGUGAGCUGGGGAAUUGGAUGCGGCCAUUUCCCCGCAGUUUUCACCUCGACGCAAAAAUAUCUUCCAUGGAUAGAGAAAGUUGUUCAGAAAACGAGAUGAUUUUCACUAUUUUUUUCUCUUCAGAGUGAAUGAUAUCAAUUAUUUUUGUUGUAAUUUGGUCGGUGUGUUGGUCUGUAUUUUGUAAAAUUUGGUGUGUUUUUCUGUCUGAACUUCAUUUUUUGUAUGUAUUUUGUCUAACUUGGGGGGGGGGAUUAUUUUUACUUUUACGAGUAUGUACAUAUGUAUUUUUUAACAAAGAAAUAACGACGAAACGAGACGUUCAAAUAGAAUUAACCCUUUAGCAUGUAUGAUUAACGACAAGAAAA
Molecule: messenger RNA, 4504 nt
Organism: Folsomia candida
Lineage: Eukaryota; Metazoa; Arthropoda; Collembola; Entomobryomorpha; Isotomidae
Exons: 11
Coding region: 234-4238 (1334 amino acids)
Biological process (GO): proteolysis
Molecular function (GO): serine-type endopeptidase activity
Source: RefSeq, a predicted model, not a curated record